AAUGUAGGAUCUUUUGUCUUACAAGCUAGUUGUGCGAGUACCUGAAACUCUACCUUUUCUCCAGGUAAUGUGGACAUCGUGAACGGAAACCUGAAGCUCAUCCUGGGCCUGAUAUGGUCCCUGAUCGUGCGCUACCAGAUAGGCAGAUCGAAGUUCCCUCCCAGAAAGCUGAUGCUGGCUUGGCUGCAAGCAGUACUGCCCGAGUGUAAAGUCAGCAAUCUCACCACCGAUUGGAACUCUGGUGUACUUCUUUCGGCUCUUGUCGAUUACUGUAGGCCUGGACUGUUCCCCCACUGGAGAAAGCUUGAUAAAGCUAAUGGCAUCGAGAAUUGCCGUAGAGCCAUGGAGAUAUCCCAGAAAGAGCUUGGAAUCCCUGCAGUGUUAGAGCCAGAAUAUCUGGCAUCACCAUGGCUGGAUGAGCUGUCUGGAAUGACCUAUCUCUCUUAUUUCAUGAAGCCCGGGUCUCCGGGAUUCUAUGCCACACUCCGAUGGGUCAACUCGAGGCUGGAACGACCUGUCAAGAACUUUACGAGCGACUGGAACGAUGGUAAAGUGAUAAGCGAGUUGAUUAGAUCACUUGGUGGUUCUGCCAGUGCUCCAGAGAAGCUGAAGAGUGAUCCUGCAUACUGGGAGACAAACCAAGCGCAAGCCAUCGACGCAGGAAAAAGAUUAGGUGUGCAACCGAUUCUGUCAGCCAAAGACAUGGCUGACAGGCACGUGGAACACCUCGGGGUUAUGGCUUAUGCGGCUCAUUUCCAGUGGGUUCCGGAAAGACCGCCACUUCACGACCUCAUCGGCGUUACUUUGGAGUCGACGUCUGGAAGAGUGGGACAGCCGACACACUUCCAAGUGACCCUGUUGGACUCCUCGUUAUCCUACUCCUCCUUGUCCGUGGAAGUACGCGCUUCAGACCAGAAAACGUACCAAGUUCGCGAUCUGCGUCAAGGACGCGGGAGUUUCGUGCCGUCCAAGCCUGGCAUGCACGAGCUGGUCGUCAAGUACGACGGACAAGAGGCCCAAGGAGGACAUUUCUUCAGGGUACUACCGCCUUUAGUCGAGGUGGCACCGCCAGGAAUGGCGCCGUGUGCGCUCGGCUCUUUGGUACAGGUGCUAGUCAACGCUACUGGUGCUCCAAGAAGAGAGGACAUCCUAGUGACAGCUUACAGUCCAUCCGGAAGACCUGUCAAUUGUCCUUUGACGGUUAUCGACGGAACUAACAGUGCUACGUUCAAGCCAGACGAAGCUGGGGAAUGGAGGAUAGAGAUAACGUAUCAAGGCAAACAAAUACAGGGUGGCCCAUUCACGUGUUCUGUCUUCGACCCCAGCGGCGUACGAGUUACCGGCCUAGAGGGCGCUUUGCCUCUGGUACCUCACGUGGUGGACCUCGACUGUCAUGCUUGUGGCGUACCUGGAGAGGUCACAGCGGAUGUAGUGAGGGACAAGAGGUCCAUAAGGAGUCACGUGGAGAAGGUUGACGAGUGGAGGUACAGGGUCAGGUUCACGGCGAAAGAAGCUGGAAAACAUAGGUUAUAUGUGUACUUCAACGGAUACGACGUGAAGGGUUCUCCGUUCAUAAUGCGAGUCGGAACCCAAAGAAAGUCAAAACCGCCCAACGCCAGUCCAAAUUCGACGUUUAGAACGAGUCCAACGAAUAGAUAUUCUAGUUCCAGUCCAGUCAAUUCUAGUCUAAAUACUUCGAAAAAUACCAGCUAUAAUAGCUAUAGUAGACAAAGUGCCAGCCCAUCGUUUGCGGACGAAACCCACAAGUUCGCCCAAGACUAUCACAUGAAGGCAGUAUCUGAAAAAAGGAUGACCUCAAAUUCACCAAGCUACAACGAUCGCCAUAGUCCAAGUUAUCGAGCAACUAGUCCAUUUAACAGGCCACCUAGUCCCUAUAGAAAUGGGAGUCCCAGCUAUAACCCAAGUCCUAGUCAAGGAAGAGACAGUCCAGACUACAUAACUAGCAGAAAAUUGAACGAAAAACGCUUCGACACCAGCCCCAGUCCAAGUUUCACCAAGAAAAAUGAAUAUGAUUCAAAUUACACCAGUAAAAUGUCCUCAAUGAGAAUAUCGGACAGCAGAAGCCCAGUGUUUAUGGAAAGAUCAAGCCCAGAAGUGGGCAACUACUCAACAUCCCGAUACGAAAAAAGGACGGAAUCUCGAUCUUACAACCAUUUCAACGACGGUGGAGGCGUAGACACAAGUCCCAUCAUAAAAGUGUCGUCUAUGUCGGACAAUGCAGCUGGCAGGAGGGACUCGUGGGAUGCCAUAAACAAAACUAGAAAUAUUCUAUCUGAAAGAAGCUUGGAGAGCGUAGCCAACCUUACUGAGUCUCAGUUGGACUCUGAACUGCGGAGGAAAAAGGCUGAGGAACAUUCACGGUUUGUAACAAACGAACAGUCCUACAGAAACGAGUCUUCGUACAAAUCAAACUACAGCCAGAAGUAUGCUUCGGACUCGUAUGGAAGAAGCUCGCCAGUGUAUAAGUCUGUCUCGAAAAGUAGCAACGGAGGUGCUUCAGCUAUCAGGGUCCAACCGGUGCCGGACGGAAUUCUUGGACAGCCGGUUGAAUUCGAAACGGUCAUUACAUAAACGGUUCAUGGCUUCAAACCAUAUCACAAAGAUAUCGUUAAUACAUUACUUAAUCAACUAAUGCUAGUAUGAUCUAACUAUAACUUAUAUACACCAUUUUUUGAUCUAAGCAAAUCAUUCACAGUUUUAAUUCUAAUCUAAUACUCUAACGGUAUAUGAGUUUCGCGUUGCUUCAAACCUACUGAACCAAAUUCCUGUAGUUUUUGGAAUAUGAAAUACCAGAAUUUAAAAAAAUGGGACACAUUUUCUGUUAAAGAAUUGUUUCCAGUUUAACGCUUUCAUUCCAGAGACUGACGGAAAAAACAGAAAUUUUCCAAAUUGGUAUCAGUUUUUUCCCUACUUCAUUUGUAGUGGGAUUCCAAAACAAAUUGAAAUUAUAUCAAAAAUAUAUAACGUAUCAGCCUUAGUAAUUAAAAAGACAGCAUUUCCUAGGUAGGCCUUGAAAUUCUCGUAUAGUCAUUUGUUUCGUAUACCAGAUAUCACAAAUUCGUUUUUAUUUUUUCCUGAAUUUAUUUGAGAUGCGAUUUUGAAAUAAUUUGCGACUUGUCGACACUUUUUUUCCUCUAUAAUAUGGCGUAGUCAAAUUUUCAAUUCGAGGUUUCUUCAGUCUUCAUCACCAAUUUUUUUUCUUUAUAAUAUUGUUAAGAAGAAAUAUUUCUUUAAUUAAGUAU
Molecule: messenger RNA, 3263 nt
Organism: Acanthoscelides obtectus
Lineage: Eukaryota; Metazoa; Arthropoda; Insecta; Coleoptera; Chrysomelidae
Source: the annotation of a GenBank genome assembly